AUGGAAUCAUCAUUCGGCGACAAUACGUCUACAGAUUUACUACCAACAGCUACACCAAGUUUGACCAGUGUGCGGAAUAUCGUUCUCCCAAAGAAAUUCACAAAAGUAAAGCACCUUAGACCAACAAUACAUUUAGAUGCUGACGAUACUUUGGUAAAAUUUGGUGAGAAAAUACGAGAUCGAUGGCUUAUCAAAGGAUUAAUUGGUAGCGGAGGAUAUGGAGAAAUAUAUUACGCAUCAGAUUUAAAAAUGAAUAGCGAAUCAGUAGCUGUUAAAGUGGAACCCGUGAUUAGGAAAGGGAAAAUAGCUAAACGAAUGAUUCUGGAGCAAAAAAUAAUGUUACGUCUACAAGGCCAACCGCAUGCACCUCUGAUGUGGGGUUCCGGAACGGAACGUGGCCUAAAUUAUAUCGUGAUGCAAUUACUCUCAACGAAUGUUGCGGAUCUUCGAAAGCAGUGUCCCUUGCAACGAUUAUCAAAAGCUACCUCAGGUCGAAUCAUGCAACAGGCAAUAGCUGGUCUUCGUGACAUCCAUAAAGUGGGAUACAUUCACAGAGAUGUAAAACCGGCCAAUAUGUGUUUUGGUCUGACCGAAAAAAGCAGUAGGCGACUGAUCAUUGUGGAUUAUGGUUUGGCGAGAAAGUUUCGGCAGUCAGAUGGAAAACCAAUAGAGAAAAGAAAACGAGCUGGUUUCCGUGGAACAUUGCGCUACGUGUCAAUGCGUGUACAUGAUCGAAAGGAGCAGGGACCAUCAGACGACCUGAUCGCACUUUUUUUCACACUUAUCGAAAUACUUAAAGGAGAAUUACCUUGGAGGAAUGAGAAAAGUGAUGAAAAAAUGAAAAGCGCUAAAAUGGAGUUGGUGAAAGAUGAUUUCGUGAAAAUAUCCGAAAACUUUGGGUCUAGCCUGCGUGAAUACGGUCGAGCAGUAAUGACAUUAGCUGUAGAUGCUGAACCUAAUUAUACAUUUUUAAUUUCAACCAUGAAGAAUUUGGCUGGCAAUCGACCUUUAAACGAUCCAUAUGAUUGGGAAAAUGAUUAUCUGGAAGUGUUAAACGAAUAUAAAUAA
Molecule: messenger RNA, 1068 nt
Organism: Loa loa (African eye worm)
Lineage: Eukaryota; Metazoa; Nematoda; Chromadorea; Rhabditida; Onchocercidae
Product: CK1/TTBKL protein kinase
Exons: 8
Coding region: 1-1068 (355 amino acids)
Biological process (GO): signal transduction; peptidyl-serine phosphorylation
Cellular component (GO): cytoplasm; nucleus
Molecular function (GO): ATP binding; protein serine/threonine kinase activity
Source: RefSeq, a predicted model, not a curated record